UGAUACCAGCGGUGGUAACCAUUUCGUUAAAUUUUAAGACUCAGAGCUGAAUACCGACUUUUAUUGAUAACAAACAAGUAACACAAAAGUCACAAACACCUAAACUGGUUGCAAUUUUGCAUUAUCACUUAGCGAAAUGGGAAACAAUUAGUUUGCCAAAGACAGUGCACAUAACUAGACGUGGGUAACUAUAUACUUUAAAUAAAGUUUUGUACCUAUACUUCUACUUGUUUACCAACUGUUAUUGUACAAAAAAAAAAACAAAUACAUUCAUAUUUAUGAGCGCAUCUGUUCAAAGUGCAAUAAGAAGUGCUUGAGUGAAAUUCGUGAAUAUGAUCGCGUUACUACUUUUUCUACUGCUGGGUACAUUACUCUUUUGGUUUAUUAAACAUCAAUAUUCUUAUUGGAAUCGUCGCAAUUUUCCCUGUGAUCCGGAUACGAAUAUUCCUUGCGGUUGUUUAACAUCUGUAGUUAAACAUGAGAAAUCUAUGGGAGUGGCAUUAUAUGAUGCCUAUGUGAAGGCCAAAUCCCCGUUCAUUGGUAUUUAUUUGCUUUUCCGGCCGGCCGUAAUGAUACGCGAUGCCGAAUUGGCGCGUCAAAUACUCAUACAAGAUUUUACCAGCUUCCAUGAUCGCGGGGUGUAUGUAGAUGAGAAGCGUGAUCGUAUGUCAUGCAAUUUAUUUUCGCUGCGCGGUCAAAGUUGGCGUACACUGCGUCAAAAGUUGACACCAACCUUCAGUUCGAGCAAAUUGAAAGCAAUGUUUCACACCUCCGAUGAUAUUGGUGACAAAAUGGUUGAUCAUCUUAAUAAAAUCCUGCCGGAUGAGGGUAGAGCGGAAGUAGACAUCAAGGAAAUUCUUGUAACUUAUGCUAUCGACAUAAUCGGUUCGGUUAUCUUCGGCUUAGAUAUAAACAGUUUUGAAGAUCCCAAAAAUAAAUUCAGAUGUUUAGUACACCAAGCACGUCGCAAUAACUUAAUUAAUGCAAAUAUUGGAAUGUUAAUAUUCUUGUGUCCAUCCAUAGUAAAAUACUUGGUUCGUUUGGGUUUUAAGAAUAAAACUGCUAUUGGAUUACGUGAAAUAUUAAAAGACACAAUUGAAUACCGCGAAAAACAUAAUAUUGUACGCAAGGAUAUGCUGCAGUUGAUGAUGCAACUAAGAAAUACGGGCAAAAUUACCGAAGAUGAUGACAAUUGGAGCACAAAGGCCAAUACAACCACUGGUGAAGAGAAUGAAUUUACUUUGGACGACAUAGCGGCACAGGGUUUCAUUUUCUAUAUUGCCGGUCAGGAGACUACUAGUUCAGCAGCGGCUUUCACCAUUUUUGAGUUGGCUCAACAGCCAGAUUUGUUGGCGCGUGCGCAGAAUGAAGUGCAUGAGGUGUUGGCACGCCAUAAUGGCCAGUUAAGUUAUGAUGCUUUGCAGGAAAUGCCGUUCUUGGAUUUGUGUUUACAAGAAACUAAUCGCAAGUAUCCAUUCCCCUUUUUGAGUCGGGAAUGCACACGGGACUACACUAUACAUGGCACCAAACAUGUGAUCGAAAAAGGCACACCCAUUGUCAUUCCACUACUUGGCAUACACCGUGAUCCACAAUAUUUUACGAAUCCAAUGAUAUAUGACCCCGAUCGCUUUUCACCUUCCAAUCCCAAUUUUAAUGCCAACGCUUACAUGCCAUUCGGUGCUGGACCACGUCAAUGCAUUGCUCUACGUAUGGGUAAAAUUAAUUCGAAAUUGGGUCUUGUAAAAAUUUUACAGAAUUUCGAUGUGGAAGUGAUGAGCAAACGUGAAAUCAUCAUAGAUAAUUAUUCGGUGGGAAUUCAACCGAAGGGGGGCGUAAAAGUACGCCUCUCAAAGAAAUCAAAACCGUGUAAUGUGAAAUUCAUGAAUAUGAUCGCGUUACUACUUUUUCUACUGCUGGGUACAUUACUUUUCUGGUUCAUUAAACAUCAAUAUUCUUAUUGGAAUCGUCGCAAUUUUCCAUGUGAUCCGGAUACGAAAAUUCCUUACGGUUGUUUAACAUCCGUAGUUAAACAUGAGAAAUCUAUGGGAGCGGCUUUAUAUGAUGCCUAUGUGAAGGCCAAAUCCCCAUUCAUUGGUAUUUAUUUGCUUUUCCGGCCGGCCGUAAUGAUACGCGAUGCCGAAUUGGCGCGUCAAAUACUCGUACAAGAUUUUACCAGCUUCCAUGAUCGCGGGCUGUAUUUAGAUGAGAAGCGUGAUCGUAUGUCAUGCAAUUUAUUUUCGCUGUGUGGUCAAAGUUGGCGUACACUGCGUCAAAAGCUGACACCUACCUUCAGUUCGAGCAAAUUGAAAGCAAUGUUUCACACCUCCGAUGAUAUUGGUGACAAAAUGGUUGAACAUCUUAAUAAAAUCCUGCCGGAUGAGGGUGGUGUGGAAGUAGACCUCAAGGAAAUUUUUGUGACUUAUGCUAUCGACAUAGUCGGUUCGGUUAUCUUCGGCUUAGAUAUAAACAGUUUUGAAGAACCCAAAAAUAAAUUCAGAUGUCUAGUACGCCAAGCACGUCGCAAAAACUUAAUUAUGUUAAUAUUCUUAUGUCCAUCCAUAGCAAAAUAUUUUGUUCGUUUCGGUUUUAAGAAUAAAACUGCUAUUGGUUUACGUGAAAUAUUAAAAGACACAAUUGAAUACCGCGAAAAACAUAAUAUUAUACGCAAGGAUAUGCUGCAGUUGAUGAUGCAACUAAGGAAUACAGGCAAAAUCGCCGAAGAUGAUGACAAUUGGAGUACAAAGGCCAAUACAACCACUGGUGAGGAAAAUGAUUUUACUUUGGACGACAUAGCGGCACAGGGUUUCAUUUUCUAUAUUGCCGGUCAGGACUCUACUAGUUCGGCAGCGGCUUUCACCAUUUUUGAGUUGGCUCAAUAUCCAGAUUUGUUGGCGCGUGCGCAGAAUGAAGUGCAUGAGGUGUUGGCACGCCAUAAUGGCCAGUUAAGUUAUGAUGCUUUGCAGGAAAUGCCGUUUUUGGAUUUGUGUUUACAAGAAACUAUGCGCAAGUACCCAUUCCCCUUUUUGAGUCGAGAAUGCACACAGGACUACACUAUACCCGGCACUCAGCAUGUGAUCGAAAAAGGCACACCCAUAGUCAUUCCACUACUUGGCAUACACCGUGACCCACAAUAUUUUACGAAUCCAAUGGUAUAUGACCCCGAUCGCUUUUCACCUUCAAACCCCAAUUUUAAUGCCAACGCUUACAUGCCAUUCGGUGCCGGACCACGUCACUGCAUUGCUCUACGUAUGGGUAAAAUUAAUUCGAAAUUGGGUCUUGUAAAAAUUUUACAGAAUUUCGAUGUGGAAGUGAUGAGCAAACGUGAAAUCAUCAUAGAUAAUCAUUCGGUGGGAAUUCAACCGAAGGGGGGCGUAAAAGUACGCCUCUCAAAGAAAGCAAAACUGUGUAAUUAAAUGUGCUUCUUACAAUAUGUGAAAUUAAUGAACGCUUAUAUAUAGCUCUUAAGGCAGUGGCGGAUCCACGGGGGGGGGGGAAAUUAGGAAAAUUUCCCCCCCCUUGGAACCGCAGAACCUGAAAAUUUCACUUGUUUGCUAGAAAAAAUUCUCUGCAAUAAAAAAAAAUGAAAAUACAACAGUGACACUCUUCUCACCAAAUACACUAUGGAAAUCACAACAAGAUACUCAGUGGCGUAGCUAC
Bactrocera tryoni is the source of this 3657-nucleotide messenger RNA. RefSeq lists its product as uncharacterized. The transcript has 11 exons. The record is from RefSeq and is a predicted model, not a curated record. Bases 333 to 3413 code for a protein of 1026 amino acids. Gene Ontology annotation, molecular function: monooxygenase activity; oxidoreductase activity, acting on paired donors, with incorporation or reduction of molecular oxygen; iron ion binding. NCBI's taxonomy places the organism in Eukaryota, Metazoa, Arthropoda, Insecta, Diptera, Tephritidae.